Molecule: messenger RNA, 4682 nt
Organism: Astyanax mexicanus (Mexican tetra)
Lineage: Eukaryota; Metazoa; Chordata; Actinopteri; Characiformes; Acestrorhamphidae
Gene: sema3aa
Product: sema domain, immunoglobulin domain (Ig), short basic domain, secreted, (semaphorin) 3Aa
Exons: 17
Coding region: 588-3176 (862 amino acids)
Biological process (GO): neural crest cell migration; semaphorin-plexin signaling pathway; motor neuron axon guidance
Molecular function (GO): semaphorin receptor binding; chemorepellent activity; neuropilin binding
Source: RefSeq, a predicted model, not a curated record
GCUCCCUCUCUCUUUUCCUCUCAGUCUGCCUGAGCUGUGGACAGGGCUGGAAGUGUGUGUCUGGGUGUGUAAGAGAGAGAGAGAGAGAGAGAGAGAGUGUGUGUGAUUGUGUGCAGAGUGUAGGGGGGGGAGAGAAAGAGAGAGAGAGAAAGAAAGAGAGAGAAAGAGAGAGGCUGUAGAGAAGAAGAGUGGAGUCGUAGCAUUGCGGGAUCCCUGCGAAAAAAAGUCUCAGGACUCUCAGCUCAUUUUCCACUCAGUACCUGCAGAUGCUGUAGAGACACAGAGCAAGGAGGGAGAGGAGGAAUACACCUGAGCACCUGAGCAACUGAACACCUGAGCAACUCGACCUGAACACCUCAUAAACCCAACCCAGGAAACACCUCCAUGGAGCCAUGUGAGCCCCAACCCAUGCCUGCCCUGCUGGGGAUCUGACUGGGAUUGGCUACUUUGGAGAAGCUCGCAGCUCAGGGUCUCUGUGGUCGAGGAAGGACUGCAGAAACCUGCGCUUCACCCCAGAGGGAGGUGCUCUUUCCUGGCCACUCUGGGCUGUGAGCCCCUCCUGGGCUGGAGAGCAGCGCUCCAGCACCAUGGAUUACCUGAUAGGGAUAGUACUGCUGCUGUGUGGGGCGACACUGCCCGAGAGAGUGACCCCGCAGCAGGGCAAGAGGAACGUGCCCCGGCUCAGGCUGUCCUACACGGAGAUGCUGGACUCCAGUAAUUUGGUGACGUUCAUCGGACUGGCGAACAGCUCGGGUUAUGAUACGUUCCUAAUGGAUGAGGAGAGAGGGAGGUUACUAGUGGGAGCAGAGGACCAUGUGUUCUCUUUUGACCUAGUCAACAUUAACAGAGACGUCAAACAGAUUGCCUGGCCCGCUACACCUUCGAAACGGGACGAGUGCAAGUGGGCAGGAAAAGACCUCGGGAAAGAAUGUUCCAACUUUGUGCGGGUGCUGCAGCCGUACAACCAGACGCACCUAUUCGUCUGCGGCACUGGAGCCUUCCACCCCAUCUGUGCCUACCUGGAGAUUGGCAAAAGAGCAGAGGACAACGUUUUCAGGCUAGACACCCAUUUCGAGAACGGUCGUGGGAAAAGCCCCUAUGACCCGAAGAUGCUGUCCUCCUCUCUGCUGAUUGAUGGGGAACUUUACUCUGGAACUUCGGCAGACUUCAUGGGGCGUGACUUUGCCAUCUUCAGAACUCUCGGAGCUCAGCACCCAAUCAGGACGGAGCAGCACGAUUCCAGAUGGUUGAAUGACCCCAGGUUCGUUGGCAUUUACCUCAUCCCCGAGAGCGAUAACCCAGAAGACGACAAGAUCUUCCUGUUCUUCAAAGAGAACGCCAUGGAUGGAGAACACACAGGCAAAGCCACCAUCUCCAGAAUAGCACAACUGUGUAAGAAUGACCAGGGAGGACACAGGAGUCUGGUGAAUAAAUGGACAACAUUUCUAAAGGCGAAGCUGACCUGUUCAGUUCCGGGCCUCAAUGGAAUAGACACUCAUUUUGAUGAACUCCAGGAUGUGUUCAUAAUGACUGCCAAAGACCCCAAGAACCCAGUGAUCUACGCUGUCUUCACUACCUCCAGUAAUAUCUUUCGCGGAUCAGCGAUCUGCAUGUACAGCAUGGCCGACAUCAGGAGGGUGUUUCUGGGUCCCUACGCCCACAGAGAUGGGCCCAACUACCAGUGGGUUCCGUUCCAAGGCAGGGUGCCGUAUCCUCGGCCUGGCACGUGUCCCAGUAAGACCUUCGGUGGCUUCGACUCAACCAAAGACCUCCCAGACGAUGUGAUCACGUUUGCACGUCUGCACCCAGCCAUGUAUAACCCUGUACAACCGGUAGGCGGUCGCCCCAUUGUGGUGCGAACAGACGCCGAGUACCAGUUCACCCAACUGGUAGUGGACCGAGUGGAGGCUGAGGAUGGGCAGUAUGAUGUCAUGUUCAUUGGCACAGAUAUGGGCACAGUGUUGAAGGUGGUGACCAUCCCCAGAGAGAGCUGGCAUGACCUGGAGGAGGUGGUGCUGGAGGAGAUGACCGUCUUCAGGGAGCCGACCCCCAUCACUGCCAUGGAGCUCUCCACUAAACAACAACAACUGUACCUGGGUUCUGCUGUGGGAAUAUCGCAGAUGCCUCUGCAUCGCUGCGAGGUGUACGGAAAAGCCUGCGCUGAAUGCUGUCUUGCCAGAGAUCCGUACUGCGCCUGGGAUGGAACAGAGUGCUCCAGAUACUUCCCCACGGCCAAGAGGAGAACAAGGAGACAAGACAUAAGAAAUGGAGAUCCUCUCUCCCAGUGCUCUGAUCUGCAACAUAAUGAUGAUCUGGAGGGCUUCAGCAGUGUGGAGGAGAGAAGUGUGUAUGGAGUGGAGAACAGCAGCAUGUUUCUGGAGUGUAGCUCAAAGUCUCAGAGAGCCCUCAUCUACUGGCAGAUCCAGAGGCCCAACAAUGACCAUAAAGAUGAGAUAAAGCUGGAUGAUAGAGUGGGUCACACAGAGCGAGGUCUACUGAUCCGCAGCCUGACGCAGUCUGACACCGGUGUGUACCACUGCCACGCAGUAGAGCAUGGCUUCAUCCAGCCGCUGCUGCGCCUCACCCUGCAGGUCAUCCCGUCUCAACGAGUGGGAGAGCUGCUACUGCGCACAGGCGCCGUCGACCGUGAGCCCGUCCCCAAACAUAAAGUGUGGUACCGCGAUUUCCUGAGCCUCCUGGAGCAUCCGGAUCUGCACAGCGUGGACGAGUUCUGCGAGCAAGUCUGGAGAAAGGAACGCAAGCAGCGUGGCAAAAAAGCCCCAAAAGCUGGACCAGGGUUCAAACAGGCUCAGAAAUCUGCCCAGCCCACCAGCCAGGGGUUGCAGAGUUCAAGCCAGAAUCAAAACGACCAGAGAGCGUCGAGCGGCCCUAAAGCGACUAACGGUCCCGGUGGCCCAUUUCUGCCCAAGACAGCUGGAACACAGAGGAGCCAAAUCCUGCAGAGUACCACAAGCACAGACAACCAGAGCCCCAGGCCGAGUCCGGUCAGCCCCAAGGUCCAGAGCACUCAAGUAACCCAGAGUCAGGGGAAGAGAGGCGGACCACCAGCCCGAAGAACGCCUCCCAACACUGCCAAGUGGAAACAACUCCAGGAGAACAAGAGGGGACGCAACCGCCGCACCCACGAGCAACAGAGACCACCUCGCAGUGUGUGAAGCUACAGGUGCCCAAACGAACUAGCUAACAUCAGACCCAUCCAUUUGCAAUCCUAAACAAGCAGACAUCAGCUCAGUUCACUCAGAACAGCCUUCAUAUACAUGUGUACAUGUUGCAAACAUUCACACAAAAGCACAAAAACUGAACAGAUAAAAACAGAAAUAAAAAACUUAAAAGAGCAGACCUAGAAGAUAUGGACUAGUUUUGAACUUUAUGUCACUGGUUUACCAGAAAAAAGCACAAUUACAGUAACGUAACAUCAAGAACACCUCACAGCUCACAGAGUGUACACAAUGACUGAUACACUCGCCUUUCUGCCAACACAUAACACAUUCUGAUGCUAAAGGGCAUGACAGUGUGGUAACCCAUAGGAUUGGACACUUUCACCUUGGAGUAAGCGAAGUGGGAUCACCAUUUCCAGACUACUGGGACAAGGUUAAAAACCUUCCAUGGAAUUCAUAGACUCCUUCUUCUUCUUGGAGAACUGUGCCAUUCAGUCAUUGCCAUGCCAUGGUUCAAAAUCAGACAUCACCCUCUUAAGUGGACUGGUUUCCAGCCUGAAAGAUAAAGGAAAAAGAUAACAAAUGAUGAAAACUGGAGUCUGGUCACUCUGAUUCAUAUGAACUGUAUUAUAGGAGUAUUAUAGUGGUCACUGUAUGGAAAAUAACUGCAAAACCAUGAACACCAUGGAUUCAUCUUAAAAAAAAACAUUAGCCUAAUGAAUUGCUGUAUAUUCAUUAUUAACAAGUGACCCAAAUGGACUAAGACACUGAAACAGGAGGAGAAUGCUCUCCAGAGGACAUAGAUCAAAUAUGUUGUGCAUGUCGUUUAAUUGAAUAGGCUACAUAAGCUUUCUCCAGUCAGUCACAUAGCUAAACUAUUCUAAAUGAGAUUCUAUCGAGGUUUAAAAAUCACAGGGGUUCUUUAUAACAGAUCUGACAAAUCAAUUCUGAUUUUAUUGCAAAUAACGAUGGAAUAAAAAUGAACAUGUCUCGUGCCAACUGCUGCAUCUUCUGAAACAAUGAAAAGGUGCUGUGUUCAGAUAUUGCCAUACCUUGACUGUUUUUAUUUUAACUUAUUUUUAUGCUCUUUUUUGCCUCAUACAAAUGUGCUCUUACAGUCUAUGUUGUAGGUUAGGCUGAAAUAUAGAGUGUAAAUAUAUACAGCCAGACACCACUUGACUAUUUAUUGCUGAUUUUCUUUAAAGGGUUACAGUUAUUUUUGAUAUUAUGAUAUUAUGGUGUUUUGAGGUCAUAUGUAAAACAAAAGUGACUGAAUGUGGUGAUGCACAUAGAUGGACCAAUAUUUUUUUUUUUCCUUUUAUUUUUAGUUUUUAACAUUUUACAUAGAGUUGAGCGUUGCAGCUCAAACUACACACUAUAAGUUGAAUCCUGAAAUGUCUCCCCCAUUUUUGCCCAGCUGGCACCAGAUGAUAUUUUGACAUUUGGAGAAUUUGGGAAUUUAGCUGAAAAUAAAAAACAGGUUAAUGUAAAAAAAAAAAAAAC